This is a messenger RNA of Trifolium pratense (red clover), 1049 nucleotides long. Its product is annotated as NDR1/HIN1-like protein 10. Lineage: Eukaryota; Viridiplantae; Streptophyta; Magnoliopsida; Fabales; Fabaceae. The record is from RefSeq and is a predicted model, not a curated record. Gene Ontology annotation, biological process: defense response to other organism. Bases 153 to 842 code for a protein of 229 amino acids. The transcript has a single exon.
AAAUCUACAACUUCUUUCCUUUCUAUAUAUAUAGCUACCACUCUUUCUAUCCUAUCUCACAAUUCACAUAGCAUUUCUCUAUUAAGACUUCAUAUAAUUCAUCACACAACUUACCUUCAUCUCAUAUUUGUCUCUUAUCUUAGAAAGUAUACAUGGCUGAUAGGUACUCCCAGUUGAACGGUGCCUUCUAUGGCCCCGCCAUACCACCGACGACGGAGCAAAGCCGCUCUAGCUACCACCGUGAUAGAAGCUGUUGUGGUUGUCUCUUUAGCAUCUUAUGGAAGAUUGUUGUCGCACUCGCGAUUCUCUUUGGUCUUAUAAUAGUUAUCUUUUAUCUCAUUGUUCAACCCCGCGCCUUUAAGUUCUAUGUCACGAAAGCUCAACUAACCCAAUUUGAUUACACCAACAACACACUACACUACAACAUGGUGCUCAAUUUCACAGCCCGCAACCCAAACAAAAAACUCGGUAUAUAUUAUGAUGAUGUGGAGGCUCGAGCAUUUUAUGAAGGGUCGAGGUUUGCUAUUGUUGAUGUGAUCACAUUCAAGAACUCGUUCCGCCAAGACAAGAAGAGAAGUGAUCCUAUGAGUGGCGUUUUCUCAGGACAACAAUUGUUGAUGCUCGACAAUGAUCAAGUAUCAAAGUUCAACAAAGACCAAAUUAUUGGAAUUUAUGAUAUUCGUGUGAAGCUCUACUUCAGGAUUAGAUUCAAACUUGGAGACUCAAUAUCUAGCAAUUACAAGCCCAAGGUUAAAUGCGAUCUCAAUAUUCCCUUGAAUUCUAGUAAUGCCCCGACUAUCUUCAACCGAGUUGUGCCCAACAAGUGCCGCGUUGAAUUCUAGGUUAUCAACAUGCAACUUCUUGUGAUUGCAUUUGAAUUUAUACAUCUUUUAACCCAUUAAUUUAAAUUUGGGGUACUAUUUUACCCCCCCUUUUUUAUGUAUAUGAUCCGAAUAAUUGGGACAAUAUUUGUUUUUUUUUUUAUUGAUUCUUUGAUUGUAUGAUAUGAUCUUCGUACCAUCCAUUGAAUAUACUCUGUUACUUGAGAA